Molecule: messenger RNA, 3904 nt
Organism: Eucalyptus grandis
Lineage: Eukaryota; Viridiplantae; Streptophyta; Magnoliopsida; Myrtales; Myrtaceae
Product: protein NO VEIN
Exons: 8
Coding region: 62-3904 (1280 amino acids)
Biological process (GO): root development; embryo development ending in seed dormancy; leaf vascular tissue pattern formation
Cellular component (GO): nucleus
Source: RefSeq, a predicted model, not a curated record
UCUCUCUCUCUCUCUGUGUGGCGCUUCACAGUGCUUUUCUGUACCACUUCCGACGAAGAAUAUGGACGGGUCACCGCCGAUACGCCCUCGCCCUCCCAGCCGCGGCGGCGGAAGAGGCGGCGGUCGCGGUGGCGGACCCCCGCCUCCUGUGCAGCUGCACCACAAUCCUUACUAUCCUCCCGCUAGAGCGUGGCCUCCUCCGACCCUUCUCACGAGACCACCCGAUCAUCGUCGUCAACCUUACCAGCAUGCGCAACAUUCUGUUCCGAGCAACGCGGAGCGGCUGGAGAGGAUCGACCGGGCCGUCGCGAAGGCUCGGCGCGAUCUCCUCGCCACCGGAGAGAGCGUCUCGUCGUGGAAAGUCUCGCAGGCCGUGGUCUUGGCUCUGCAGGUCGAGUCGUGGGACUCCCUGGGGUUCAGCAUGCAGCAGGUGCCCUCUCUUAGGAGCUUAAUGGCUGUUGAAGGAAAGAUAAAUGCAUUCAUCCAUUGCUUUGUGGAAACCCGGAAAAUCACCUCAUUGUAUGAUAUGCAAAUAGCAAUCUGCAAAAAUGAGGGCAUUGAACGAUUUGAAGAACUUGAAUUGGGCCCCUUUUUGCAAUAUCCCCUUGUUAUGCAUUACUUUUCCCUGAACAGUGAUAUGACUGAAGUGCUCGAGAUAACUAGUGAGGAGAUUGUGUGUCUUCUUGUUGAAUUCUUUAUUAAACGCAAGAGUGAGAAACGCAAGAGUAGAAAACCUGUUGAGAUUGAGGAUCUUCUCAGCUUUAUAGCCAAAGAGAAAUCAGUCUCGGGAACGGAAAAGCUUGGAGUACGAAUUUGGAACCUGGGGCUUCAUAUAUCCUUUAUCUUAGAUGCAAAGAGAUCAGAAGAGACAAGCUUGAGGAAAUCUGUGAAGAAGCUGCAACGACAAGCUAAUGAGCAGCGGUUGGAUGAUAUUUGUAUGCCAUGGGAGGAAGAUUUUAUUGGCAAGGACUUAAAUUUGGUUUGUUCAAGUUCAGAUGAUGAAGAUGGUGACAACUUCUUUAAUGAUGAUAAGAAGCAUGAUGAUGAUUGUAACAGGGAUGAAAAAGCAGGCCAAAACAUGCUCAGCAAGGCAUCUGAAAGUUCUGAGAUUAUUGAGACCAAAGAUCUUACUUAUGUAGAAUGGCUUGAAAGAGACAUGGAAGAGAGGGACAAAAUUUUGACGAAUAGAGCCAAUUACACAAAAAAGGGUAAAAAGAAGAAUGGUGCUACACUGGUUCUGGAGAUUAGUGCUAUGAGAAGUUUCAUGAAGAAAUGGAAGGAAGCGUGUCAAGCAUGUUCUCUCUCCAAGGUCACGGAGAAAAUGCUAGACAUGUAUGUACUUAACCAGAAAAAGCGACGCAAGAUGGGCAGGAUGCUUCAAGCAUAUCCCUUGGUCGGGUUGUUGAAUGUCGCUGUAACUUGUAUCAAAUGUGGAAUGUUGGAAGAUGUAUAUGAUGCUAUUGGUAAACAAAUGGCAGAUGGGAUCACUCUGCCGACCCCCCUGCCUGAAAGCAAAGAUACACAUUCAACUUUAGAGAGUGCAACCGACAAUGCUCUGCACAGUGCAGAGCCUGCAAAAAGUAUCAUCUCAAAGCAUGGAUCCCUGAGUCAUUUACCCAGUGUCCCUGUUGAAGACAUUACCAGAGAAAUUGGUGCUUAUUAUCAGCUUGAUCAUGAGAAAACAAGCAACAACAAAUCAGUUCUGGAGAUGAGAGUUAAUUUGUUGAGAAAGCUUGUUGACUGUGACUCUUGGCUGGCAAAGCAAUUUUUUGUUAAUGAAUUUGAGUCACUUGGUCAUGGAGAGUUUUUCAGUUUCCUGACAGAACACAUAUCUCUUAUGCCUACUGAGCUGAAACAGUUCUUGAAUGGUGAUAUGUAUGAGAAGUCCCACUUUGAGGUUUGCAUGCUGCAGCAUCAGUUGAUGGUAAUAAUAUCACAAGCAUUGAAUAGCUUGUGGGACGGCGAAGUAGUGACCAAACAGAUGAUUUCGACAUUUCUUCUGAAGCAAUUCCCCAAUCUCAGUUUCAAAAUGGAAGUUGGUUCAGUGGAGAAUUUUCUAGAUAUUGUUGGGGAGUACAGAGGCAUCGCAAUGUCAAAAUGUGUCCUUUUCUCUCAGACAUUGAUGGGUGUCCAUGGUCAGGCUAUGCUGGCGCAUGAUGAUGAUUAUGUGGUUGAACUUGAAACCAUUGGUAGAGUAACCGAUGUUUCACAGAAGAUAGGAAAAUUAGAAUCAGUGUCAUCUCAGGAUGCAAUCGAAGUCUUAUUAAGAGCACCGAUGCUGUCAGAUUUAAGUCGUUGGUCACAUUGGGACAUUAAGUUUGCUCCACAUCUUGGCCCUCUUGUAGGAUGGUUGUUGAAUGAAGUUAAUAGAACAGACUUGUUGUGUUUAGUGACGAAAGAUGGUAAUGUGAUCCGGAUUGAUAGUUCUGCCAGCGUGGAUCUAUUUCUGCAAUCUGCCCUUCAAUCAUCGCCUUUCCAAACAGCGGUUCAGUUGCUCUCUUUGUUCUCAAUACUCGGCGGACAAAAACAUGUCCCUCUGUCUCUUUUAAAAUGCCAUGCACGUCGUGCAUUUGAAGUCGUCUUGGACGAUAAGGAAGUGACCAACAGUUGGAAUCUUCAGAUGCAAGAAAAAGCAGCUGGUAUGUCAAAGCUGUCGGAUGAAUCAUUCCAGAAUUCCACUGGCAAGUGUAAUGCAGUGCUUGUUGCAUCAAGAUAUUUUCUUGAAUGCCUCAGUUAUAUUCCUUCAGAGUUUCGUGCUUUUGCUGCUGAUGUGUUACUAUCCGGUAUGCAAUCUGUCAUAAAACAUGUACCUUCAACCAUCUUGUCAGAAUGUAAACUUGUGGAGGAACGAAUCAUGCUUCAUGAAGUGGGACUAUAUCUUGGUAUUGUGGAGUGGAUUGAUGACUACCUUGUCUAUUGCUCCUCUACUGAUGUUGAGAUGUGUAAACCUGGUGAAGCUCCAUCAUUCAAAGCUGACACCUCCAAGUCAAGCACAGAUUCACUGUCUGCAAUAUACAAUCCACAAAAAUCAUCUCCUGCAGAAGAAGACAAUAAUGUGUCCUCUCUUGUUUCUAAGGGUCAGAGUACCAUAAAUAAUGAAAUUUGUCACAGUUCUGAUAAUCCAGAAGUUUGCAUUGAUAAGAGUCUGGCACAAAAUGAAACCGUUGAAUAUGAGGAUGCUUACUCAAUCAUUGAAUCUAUAAGGCGAGAAGAAUUUGGUCUUGAUCCUAGUCUUUCUGGUACAGAAAGUAGCUUGUUGAAAAAGCAACAUGCCCGUCUGGGGAGAGCACUUCAUUGUCUUUCCCAGGAGUUAUACUCUCAGGAUUCUCAUUUUCUUCUUGAGUUAGUUCAAAAUGCUGAUGAUAAUACCUAUUUAGAAAAUGUUGAGCCAGCUCUUAUAUUUAUCCUUCAGAAGUCAGGAAUCAUUAUUCUGAAUAAUGAACGGGGCUUUUCUGCUCAAGACAUUAGAGCACUAUGUGACGUUGGCAAUUCUACGAAAAAAGGAAGUGCUGGAUAUAUAGGGAAAAAAGGCAUAGGUUUCAAAUCAGUAUUCCGUGUUACUGAUGCACCUGAGAUUCAUUCGAAUGGGUUCCAUAUAAAGUUUGACAUAAGUGAGGGACAAAUUGGUUUUGUUUUGCCAACUGUUAUACCUCCUCUUGAUCAUAAUGUGUUAAGCAAGUUCACAUCUGCUAAGAUUGAUCAUUUCAAUACUAGCUGCUGGAAAACUUGCAUUGUUCUUCCCUUCAGAUCGGAUUUGUUAGAAGGAACUGGAAGCAAUAAUUUCAUAUCCAUGUUCUCAGAUAUUCAUCCAGCCUUGCUACUAUUUCUUCAUCGUCUUCGUUGUAUUACAUUCAGAAAUAUGCACGACGAUUCCCAUAUUGCCAUGAAAGGAAACUUGUGGUAA